CCUUGCUGAGCUUCAACAUGCCAACUUUACGAUAUCGCAAUCAGCCAAUUUUGCAAGGUAUCGUAUGAGGUAUCGUAUGAAGAGACGCAAACCAUACGUUCGUUAUAUUUGAAGAAGGACCUCUACAUCUCCACCUUUUUGGCGGCAACAUAGUUAUUCUCGGAAUUUCAAGUGGCAGCAACUUCCUGUGACAUUUAUUUUCUUCUGUUCAAUACAGAAGGUCUUCUACCCGGAACUUCAAAAGAGUUACACUCGGCUCAGAGUCAUAUCCGCCCAGCGGAAAGUCUCAGGGGCUGGAGAGUAAUUCGAAGGUGAAGUCGUUAACCAAGAAAUACAUAGAAGAUCCCUUUGUUGAGACAAACCGUGCUCACUUCAACACUCUCUUCUCAAUGGAGACCGAUUCUGCUUUCACGGCGACACCUUUGGUUGGGCCACCGACGACGUGUUCCACCACUGACCAAAGUGAAGCAUCACCUUCGAAGACAAACACAACUUUCAUUCAGAACCAGAUCUCCGUUCAACGCAGUCCAUCCACCGUCAAGGAUCAUGCCUCUGCUCUUUCCCGGUAAGUGCUCUUUGUUUCCGCAUUAAAGAUCUCGAGCUUCCUCUGCAUGCUUCCCAGAUCGAACUUAUUUUUUUUGGUCUCCUAUCAAAGCUAGUAUGGCUCAUCUCUGAUAUAGUGCCCUUUCUGUCAAAUCCAAUGGUAGUCAUGAAAAUCCGCAGCCGGCCAUUUCUGCUCUGCUGAUUUCUACACCAGAAGCCACCCAGCGAGAUGUUUACCAGGAGACUCGUGGACGUGAACAAACUGAGCGAGGAGACUCUGAUGCAAGCAUUGUUGACUCAACCAACAAAUGCACUCUCUCGAAAUCAUCCUCCGAACGAUCAAACAAAUCAGUUCGAUCCAUGCAGGCUAUCGGUACGCACUCCUUUGGCACUCUUCGCGUUCACUCUCCAUCACCAACUCGUGCUCCCAAUAUCAAGGGACUUGAGUUUCUCAAAUCAGGCGAUGUUGUCGUUGUUAGAGACAUCCCUGUUGGCGUUGUCUUUGGAUACGACACUAUCAGUCUCACCAUAAAGAAACAAGGAGUCUUUGAGGGUGUUAAAAACCUUGACCCUGGUGCUCAUUUCGUCUGGGCUGGAACUCGUGAUGGAUCUCUUCGGACUGGUUUCUGGCUCAUGUCCUCCAAGCUAGCAUCCGACGAAUAUGGUGAGGUCAUUGUCAAGACAUGGGACAAAUACAAUGAGGUUCUGGUCGAUGAGGUCAGUGUUGCUGAGAUUCGAAUUCAAGAGAAGAGCCUACCCGAGUUUGCCAAUAAUCUACAAGACUAUCAUGUUAUACACAACAUUAAUGGCAUUAACGAUCCAACCAUCUGGACAAGAUUGACAUCGUCAAUGAAAGCAGCGCUCCUCAACAGGGUUACUGGUCAGAAGGAGUGGAACCAUUGGCAGGUAUCGUCUAAUCAUGAUUACAAGAUCAGCAAUGGUGUCCAUGGAGCCAAUACCCGAGAAUACGACAAGGACGAAAUUCUGGACUUUGUCUUUCCCAAGGACGGUCGCACUUUCUCUAAUACUUCGGUUGGACGAGAGCGUACUGAACAAGCACUGGAUACCAGUGCUCACAUCCACGCAAUCAUCACGGGCCACUGCACUCACGAGGAUUCUGACGAGAUCGUCGGAGAGCUACAGUUCUGCUACCUCACAGGAAUGAUGCUUGGUAAUAUCGCUUGUAUUGAACAUUGGGCUCAUAUUGUCAAGGUAAUGUUCCGUGCCUUUCGACUCGUUAUGGACAUGCCGGCUCUUUUCCGAAAGUUUAUUCAGGCCGUUCAUGCGCAGUUCCUUUAUGAUGGUGUUGGUAUCGAAGGUAGCAUCUUGGAUGCAGAUGGAGGUUUGGAGGAUGAGUUGAAGAAUAUCCUUACGGUCUUCAAAUCUCGUCUUGAUGAGCAACUGCUUCAAGCACAGACUCGUCUCACUCCUGAGCAGAAGUCUGUUGGCGACGCUUUUGCCGAACUCGAAUCCUUCUUGUGGAAAUGGCGAGGUGGUUGGGACCUCCGUGGGAACUACGUUCGGUCCGGUCAAGUCCAGCUUGAAGAUGGCGAAUACGUAGAUGCAGAACUGAAAGAUUUUGAAGCUGAAGACGAGCGAGGCGAGUUUGCACCUAUGGUAGUGCAACUAGACGAUGAAGGCCGCGAGAUCGGUCUCGUGCGCUUUUAGGUGUAAAGUUCUGACCUGAUGUGUGCUCGUAGAUCACGGAAAGGAGAAGCGUCGUCGACACAAGUCCCGCUCCUCUGUCAGUUGGGCAUUCUAGACUGACAUCCUUCAACAUCCAGCUGAUCGAGUUGGCAAGCAUGACGCCUACGGCUUCUCCUUUCUUUCGAUUAUGGGCACUCCAUUGGGUUACGCAUCUUACGACGUUCACGAGGCAGGAUCAUAAUGAUCGGAGGUGUGUAUUACUGGCUUCAUUAAUUGGUGUUCGGGCGGUGUGCAUUCCAAUGGCGUUGCUAGGACGCGGGUUCUUCUUGUUUCGUACGCAUCUGCUGAGCAUGGCGACAUGGCGUUAAAUUGAGAGAGACUGAGGAUAUUGCCUGUCUAACAGGACUGAAUAUCAUAGAUAACGAUCUGGCAGCUUGUCACACAAUUAUACAAGUCACUUGAGACCGCAUUGAGAACUUU
This is a messenger RNA of Cadophora gregata, 2670 nucleotides long. RefSeq lists its product as uncharacterized. Gene Ontology annotation, biological process: spliceosomal tri-snRNP complex assembly. NCBI's taxonomy places the organism in Eukaryota, Fungi, Ascomycota, Leotiomycetes, Helotiales, Ploettnerulaceae. The record is from RefSeq and is a predicted model, not a curated record. Bases 904 to 2211 code for a protein of 435 amino acids. The transcript is spliced from 4 exons.